UGGGCGGGGCACGUGAUGUCCGUCUGGAGUGGUCACCGACGCCAGGCCACGGACGCCCGACAAACACGACCUCAUUCAGCGCCUAUAAAGGAAGUGGGGGCGGCGGGUGCAGGCAGACUCGCCGCAGCCCUCGCCCCGCAGACAUCACCGCACGCAGGCAACACACACGCCGCCGACAUGAAGUGCACAAUCCUGCUCCUCCUGGCCCUCGCCGCCGUGGCCCUGGCUCGCCCCGACUCCAUCUUCGACAUCUCCGACGAGGACAUGCACCUCGAUUUGGAUAUUGACAACGACAACACCUACACUGGGUCCUACAGCUGGACGUCCCCCGAGGGAGAGAAGUUCUUCGUCAAGUAUAUUGCAGACAGGCAUGGCUACCGCAUCCUGGAAAGCAACGCAGUGCCCGCUACCCAAGGGGGCGUGAAGGCCGAUGGCAGGCAGGUCCCCUUCUCCUCCGAGGAAGACGACAGCUUCGAUAACUCCUUCGGCAGGGACUAAAUGAGACGGUCUUGGUGGUUACUCUGAGGCGGUGGUGGUGGUGAUGGUGGUUGUGGUGACUGAGUGAUUGAAGAAGUGAUGAGUCUUUGUUCCUAAUCCUAAUUGUUACUGUUUCUUUUAUCCUAACGCCGUUUAUCCUAAUGUGAAGAGGAUUGAAGUCUUCCUUAUCCAU
Eriocheir sinensis (Chinese mitten crab) is the source of this 670-nucleotide messenger RNA. RefSeq lists its product as uncharacterized. The transcript has 3 exons. Bases 16 to 498 code for a protein of 160 amino acids. The record is from RefSeq and is a predicted model, not a curated record. Lineage: Eukaryota; Metazoa; Arthropoda; Malacostraca; Decapoda; Varunidae.